Messenger RNA from Heterobilharzia americana, 3623 nucleotides. The record is from the annotation of a GenBank genome assembly. Lineage: Eukaryota; Metazoa; Platyhelminthes; Trematoda; Strigeidida; Schistosomatidae.
GGGUUUAUUUCAGAUUACCUUGUGUACGUGACAUUUCAGUAAUCGAGAGCGUGGUUGCAGUUGAGAGAGUCUCGCAUUUGUUGGACUUUCAUUUCACCCUACGAUUUGUUAUUUUUUAGUGUAUGGUUAAAAAGCCAGGCAAUACUCAUCAGAUAAUAGUAGUGAUCACUCAGUUUGGGUUAGCUGCAUAUGAUAGCAGUUUUUGUUCUCUAGAUUCGCCAACGUUUUUUGUCGCUCAACUGAAGGCAUUAUUGUGCUUUGGACAUUUCCGGUGCUGUAACAAACCCUUCAUAGCUUACUUUCGACUUCAGAUGGAUUCGCCACUUAGACUGAGUGAUAAGUCAAACUAUAUGGCUCCAUUCAAAAUUGUAUUCAUUCGUCAUGGGGAGAGUGUUUAUAAUGAGGAAAAUCGGUUUUGUGGAUGGCAUGAUGCAGACCUUUCAGCUCAAGGUAUAAAUGAAGCCAAGCAAGCCGGUCAACUUCUUCGUCAAAACCAGUUCACUUUCGACAAGGCAUACACUAGCGUUCUGAAAAGAGCUAUUAAAACCUUGAAUUUCGUUCUGGACGAACUUGAUCUGCAUUGGAUACCUGUAACAAAAACAUGGCGUUUAAAUGAGAGAAUGUAUGGCGCUCUUCAAGGAUUAAAUAAAUCAGAAACUGCUGCUAAACAUGGAGAAGAACAAGUCAAGAUAUGGAGACGUGCAUACGACAUACCUCCCCCUCCUGUUGACGUUACCGACUCUCGCUUCCCAGGAAAUGAAGCUAAAUAUGCUUUACUUGAUAUUUCGUGCAUACCGCGUACGGAAUGCUUAAAGGACACAGUACAGCGUGUGCUUCCCGUGUGGUUUGAUACUAUUGCUGCAGACAUCAAGACAUGCAAGCGCAUUCUUAUCGUCGCCCACGGCAACAGUUUACGUGCUCUUAUCAAGUACUUAGACAGUACAUCUGAUUCAGAUAUCGUAGAACUCAAUAUACCUACGGGUAUCCCACUCGUUUACGAGCUAGACAAUAACUUAAAACCAAUCAAACACUACUAUCUCGCUGAUGAGGCAACUGUUGCAGCUGCUAUUGCACGUGUAGCGAAUCAAGGAAAAAAGCAAUAAAGGAUUUGGAUUUCCUUGAAAUUUACUACUUUUGACUGCAGAGACGGUUUCUCUUAGUGAUUCACAUUAACACAUCAUCUUAUGGUUACCUUUGAUCUGCAGCAUUGAGCUAAUACAUAGUUGAGCCCUUCUUUGCUUUUAAUCUGACAGCAUGAAAUCACGUAAAUAUAUUGCCAUGAUUCGUCUUCAUUUAUGUAUUAAAAAAUUAGUAUGUCGCUUUCAUUUUUAGCAAUCUCAAGUAUUUGUUUCACUUAAUAGGCUAUAGGGGAAUCACAUUUGUUGCAGAUAAAUGAAUCCUCAGUGAUAACUGUAUUUUUGAAUAAGGAUGGUGAAUAUUUUACGCCGCUGCUUAUGUGGUUUUAGUUUCUUUCAUCGAUCAACUUCAGAAUAAAAAUGGCAUUCUCAUGACAUGAUUUUAAUAAGUUAUUGAUCAAUGCAAACGACACCCACACGCUUACAGCACUACACAAAAUCCAACCAAACAUAACUUUGCCUUCACCUUCUGAUACUAGCACUAAACCUCUUACGGCUUCCUGAACCUCUCACUUUGGGACCAUUGCCAACUAAACCUUCCUGGUCUCCUAAGACCACGCCGUCGACCUCAUAUUCGGGCUUUCAACGUCCAAACACUAUGCCGAGUUCAACAGCAGGCAUCGCCCAAGAGGACUUCGGGAUAUCAAGCCAUUGGUGUUUGUUGUGCAUCGGAGACACGUAUUUGGACCCAACCAUAUGCCAGUACGAGGUCGUGUAUGUAUGUGGCGGAACGUGUCGGCCACUUCACUUGUGAAGUUACAUCAGCCCAGUCGAGGAGAUUGCAGACGAAAUCUCAUGUGGGAUACAAAGGGCCCGUUUGUUAUUUUUAAGCUUCCGACCCACCUUGUUGUCCUUUUGCAGCGCAUUAGUCAUCCACCGGUUUUUCAUAUGUCUUCUGUAAGUUGCAUGAAGUUUGUCGACAUCCGCUGAAGCAUGCACUGAUACUCUUUUGGUUCUGAUUGCAAGCAGGCCACGGUAUUGUAAGUGAAACCCUGAGAUCUCGUAUCGAUUUUAAGCCACGGUAAUCUGGGAGUAGUUAAUCUAAUUGGUAAGGCUACGCCACAGUAUACCACCCCGAUGAUGUGCUUUUUAGUCUGAUGCAGUGUGAGCGACCUCGGAAUUUGGUUGGGUUCGCGGGUUUCCUAGUUGCCCACUGACUAAUGGAUAUGAUGUCUGAAGCAGAGCUGCCUUAGAGACAAUUCUUGUGUCCAUUUUUUCGUAUGGACAUUAAUUGUUUUUCACAUAGUAAACCACUAUCAUACAAAGCAGCUAACGCAUUUGAUAUGCUUGUGAGAUCUUUGAAAGCCCUUGAGUAACGGUGUAAUUGUUGAUCGUUACACUCCUUAAGAACUUUUCUUGAACAUUUAAUAUGAGGUCCAUUUUCGAGAAAGUCGGAUCGCACUGAACAUGCCAUAUCACGCUGCAAGCUCUCAGAGAAUAAUUCAUGGUUUGACUAAAUGAGUGCACUAUUUAUUUCAUAAUGCGUAGUGGAAGGGUUACUAUCAUCUUCAUUUAUCAAUGUAAUAUGAGCUAUACUGUCAGGUUUCUUACAAUCAAUCUCACCCUCAUUGUAUCCAUCAGAGAAGUAUUUACAGAGUCGUUUUCAAAACCCGAGAACUUAUGGAUGUAGAUCCUACCUAAGUGUCAUCCAGCAUUUGAUUAAAUUUUCAGUAAUGCCGCUUCCAUUCUGCCUCCAUAACGUUACUAAACGGCUUGAAAUCCUUCACUAGAAAAUAUCCUUUUUUACUUAUCGCCACUUUUAUAACCCAAUGUCACUUGUUAGAUUCUGGUAGUGACUUCUUGAUAUGACCAAAGUUAUAUAUUAAUUUAAGUGUAGACGCUUGAACAACAAGAUUCAAAUUCCAUCCCUUGCUGGAAAAGGCUAUGUGGUAACAGAUGUAUUGGAGCAUCAAGAAUAUGUUCAAAAUACGAGGGUUCCCAUGUAUCUACAAUGGCUUUGGGUAUUUUCUAGAUUUGAAUGUCCUAUCGAUUUCGUUCCUUCAAUCAAUCUGAUACUUACACGUUAGUUCAUGUGCUUUCGAAUCUCCGGUGCAACAUGAUUGGUUGUAGGGAGCUUAAGGGAUUUUUACGAGGACUAUCACAGUCUUAUUCCACACUAUAACGGCAAUCUCCAAAACAACCAAUUCGCCGUAAACUAGUCGGAUGAAAUGGGAUUGACUGCGUCUCGUCACUUACUAAUGUGGUAAGCCGGAGUCACCUGGGGGGGGGGAGGUAUUCAUCAACUAGGUAUUUAAAGAAUCAUGACAUGAAAUCUGAGAUCAAUAAAUUCUCCAAAUUGACUAAAUGCUAGUGCCUAAAUAGGAAACCGGAACCUCAGAUAAGUAUCACCGGUCAUCUUACCAUCUUAAAUGCCACUUUACUUAUAACUUAUUUAGUAACGUUGUUGUAUAGCUAGGCUUUGAGAGCUUCCGACCGACCUACUCAUGGUUCUAAAAUACAUGUUGCACGAAAUCAGUUAUUGUCUCA